Alosa alosa (allis shad) is the source of this 5904-nucleotide messenger RNA. RefSeq names its product myosin, heavy chain 7B, cardiac muscle, beta a (gene myh7ba). The record is from RefSeq and is a predicted model, not a curated record. Gene Ontology annotation, molecular function: actin filament binding; cytoskeletal motor activity; ATP binding. Gene Ontology annotation, cellular component: myosin complex. NCBI's taxonomy places the organism in Eukaryota, Metazoa, Chordata, Actinopteri, Clupeiformes, Clupeidae.
CAGCGCUUGCAUAGGUUUGUGGAAACUUUUAUCCAAUUGACCUUAGAAGUGUAGCAGGACUUUGGAGGCACCAACAUGUCCCGCUUAUUGGACAUGGAGGAGUUUGGAGAGGCAGCGCCCUUUCUGCGCAAGUCGGAUCUCGUGUUACUGGGAGCACAAACGGUGGCAUUCGAUGGUAAGAAGCGUGCCUGGAUCCCGGACGAGAAGGAGGCAUAUAUUGAAAUUGAAAUCAAAGAUAUCAAAGGUGACAAAGUCAUCGUUGAGACAAAUGAUGGAAAGACCCUUACCGUGAAGUAGGAUGACAUCCAGCAAAUUAAUCCUCCCAAAAUCGAUAUGAUUGAGGAUAUGGCUAUGCUGACCCACCUGAACGAAGCUUCUGUUUUGUUUAACCUGCGGAAGCGCUACAGCAACUGGAUGAAAUAUACGUACUCCGGGCUGUUCUGUGUGACGGUGAACCCCUACAAGUGGCUCCCGGUCUACACGGCCCCCGUGGUGGCUGCGUACAAGGGCAAGCGCCGCUCGGAGGCCCCACCGCAUAUCUACUCCAUUGCUGACAAUGCCUACAGUCACAUGUUGUGCAAUCGUGAGAACCAGUCCAUGCUUAUCACCGGAGAAUCCGGUGCUGGCAAAACUGUGAACACGAAACGUGUAAUUCAGUAUUUUGCCAUAAUAGCAGCUCUGGGGGAAGCGGCAGCUAAAAAAGGAGGUCAAGGUCCUGCUACCAAAACUGGGGGCACCCUAGAGGAUCAAAUUAUUGAGGCCAACCCUGCCAUGGAGGCCUUCGGUAAUGCCAAGACUGUGAGGAAUGACAACUCCUCCCGCUUUGGCAAGUUUAUAAGGAUCCAUUUUGGACACACAGGAAAACUAGCCUCUGCUGACAUUGAUAUCUAUCUUCUGGAAAAAUCCAGAGUGAUAUUUCAGCAGCCUAGAGAAAGAAGUUACCAUAUCUACUACCAGAUCAUGUCUCAGAAGAAGCCAGAGCUCCUAGACAUGCUUCUGGUCUCCUCCAACCCUUUCGACUACCAUUUCUGCUCUCAAGGAGUGAUCACGAUAGAGAGCAUGGAUGAUGGACAGGAGCUCAUGGCUACAGACCAUGCCAUGGACAUCUUGGGUUUCAGUCCAGAUGAGAAAUACGGCUGCUACAAGAUCGUGGGGGCCAUCAUGCACUUUGGCAACAUGAAGUUCAAGCAGAGGCAGAGGGAGGAGCAGGCUGAGGCCGACGGCACUGAAAGUGCUGAUAAGGCCUCCUACCUGAUGGGCGUGAGCUCUGCUGACCUCCUUAAGGGCCUGCUGUACCCCAGAGUGAAGGUGGGGAAUGAGUACGUGGUGAAGGGACAAAAUGUGGAACAGGUUAACUAUGCAGUGGGAGCAUUGGCCAAAGCUACGUACGACCGCAUGUUUAAAUGGCUGGUGGGGCGUAUCAACAAGACCCUCUACACUGUCCUGCCUCGGCAGUUCUUCAUCGGCGUCCUCGACAUCGCAGGCUUCGAGAUCUUUGAACUGAACAGCUUUGAGCAGCUGUGCAUCAACUUCACCAAUGAGAAACUGCAACAGUUUUUCAACCACCACAUGUUCAUCCUGGAGCAGGAGGAGUACAAGAGAGAAGGGAUUGAAUGGACUUUCAUUGAUUUUGGGCUGGACCUCCAAGCCUGCAUUGACCUCAUCGAAAAGCCCCUGGGAAUCCUUUCCAUCCUCGAAGAGGAAUGCAUGUUCCCAAAGGCCACGGACGGCAGCUUCAAAGCCAAGCUGUACGACAACCACAUUGGCAAAUCGCCCAACUUCCAGAAGCCGCGGCCAGAUAAGAAGCGCAAAUUCGAGGCCCAGUUCGAGAUAAUGCACUACGCCGGAGUGGUGCCUUAUAACCUUGCUGGCUGGCUGGACAAAAACAAGGACCUGCUGAAUGAAACAGUGGUGGCCUGCUUUCAGAAGUCCUCCAACAAACUACUGGCUGCUCUCUAUGAGAACUACAUCAGCUCCGACACAGCCUCUGAUCCCAAACCUGGCGCCAAAGAGAAGAGGAAGAAGGCGGCCUCUUUCCAGACAGUCUCUCAGCUCCAUAAGGAGAAUCUGAAUAAGCUGAUGACCAACCUGCGUUGCACUCAGCCCCACUUUGUGCGCUGCAUCAUCCCCAAUGAGACCAAGACUCCAGGAAUCAUGGAUGCGUUCUUGGUCCUGCACCAGCUGCGCUGUAACGGUGUGCUGGAGGGGAUCCGUAUCUGCAGGAAAGGCUUCCCCAACCGCAUCCUCUACGCCGACUUCAAGCAGAGGUAUCGUAUCCUGAACCCUCAUGCCAUCCCAGAUGACACGUUUGUGGACAGCAGGAAAGCUGCAGAGAAGCUGCUGGGCUCUCUUGACAUCGACCACAACCAGUAUCGCUUUGGUCACACCAAGGUGUUCUUCAAGGCGGGGCUGCUGGGCCAGCUGGAGGAGAUGAGAGACGAGCGCCUGGCCAAAAUCCUCACUCUGCUGUAGGCCGUCAGCCGGGGCAAGAUCAUGAGGAUGGAGCUGAGGAGGAUGAUGGAGAGGAAGCUCUGAUUGAUCAUCCAGUGGAACAUCCGGGCCUUCAACACAGUGAAACUGGGAUGGCCAUGGAUGAAGCUCUUCUUCAAGAUCAAGCCUCUGCUGAAGAGCGCCACUGCGGAGAAGGAGCUGACCGCCCUCAAGGAGGAGUACCUCAAGCUAAAGGAGACGCUGGAGAAGUCGGAGGCCAAGCGCAAGGACCUGGAGGAGAAGCAGGUCAACCUGACCCAAGAGAAGAACGACCUCACUCUCCAACUGCAAGCUGAGCAAGAUAAUCUUGCCGACGCUGAGGACCGUUGUGACCUGCUCAUCAAGACUAAGAUCUAGCUGGAGUCCAAGGUGAAGGAGCUGACCGAGAGGCUGGAGGACGAGGAGGAGAUGAAUGCCAACGUGGCCGCCAAGAAGCGCAAGCUGGAGGACGAGUGUGCUGAGCUCAAGAAGGACAUCGAUGACCUGGAGAUCACUCUGGCCAAGCUGGAGAAGGAGAAGCAUGCCACUGAGAACAAGGUGAAGAACCUGAUCGAGGAGAUGGCGGCUCUGGAUGAGACCAUCCUGAAGCUGACCAAGGAGAAGAAGGCCCUGCAGGAGGCUCACCAGCAGACACUGGAUGACCUUCAGGCCGAGGAGGACAAGGUCAACAAUCUGACUAAGGCCAAGGUCAAGCUGGAGCAGCAUGUGGAUGAUUUGGAAGGGUCCUUGGAGCAGGAGAAGAAGUUGCGCAUGGAUCUGGAACGGGUCAAACGCAAGCUAGAGGGAGACCUUAAGCUGUCUGUAGAGACCGUCAUGGACCUGGAGAAUGAUAAGCAGCAGAUGGAGGAGAAUCUGAAGAAGAAAGACUUUGAGCUGAACCAAAUCAGUACCAGAAUUGAAGAUGAGCAGGCUCUGGUCCUCCAACUUCAGAAGAGGAUCAAGGAGUUACAGGCUCGCAUCGAGGAACUCGAGGAGGAGCUGGAGGCCGAGCGAGCGUCUCGGGCCAAGUCGGAGAAGCAGCGCAGCGAAACGUCCCGUGAGCUCGAAGAGCUCAGCGAGCGCCUGGAGGAGGCCGGCGGCGCCACCACGGCCCAGAUCGAGAUGAACAAGAAGCGCGAGGCGGACGUCCUGAAGCUGCGGCGGGACCUGGAGGAAGCCAUGGUGCACCACGAGACCACCACGGCAGCGCUGCGCAAGAAGCACGCCGACACCGUGGCCGAACUCGGCGAUCAGAUUGACAGCCUACAGCGCCUCAAGCAGAAGCUAGAGAAGGACCGCGCCGAGGCCAAGAUGGAGGCUGAUGACCUGGCCUCCAACCUUGAACAGGUCGCAAAAACUAAGGUGAGGGCAGACAGGUUAGUAAAUUGAUUAAUUGAUUGAUUAAUUGAUUCAAUCAUUGAUUGAUUAUGUUAUGUUCUGAUCUCACAGCUGCAACGCACUAAAAUCUUCUUCAGUCAGAAUGCUGAGGAGUUCAAAAAACAGCUGGAUGAAGAAAACAAGGCAAAGAAUGCCCUGGCUCAUGCACUCCAGUCUGCGCACCAUGACAAUGACCUGCUACGAGAGCAGUAUGAGGAGGAGCAGGAGGCCAAGUCUGAGCUGCAGAGGGCGCUGUCCAAGGCCAACGCUGAGGUCGCCCACUGGAGAACCAAAUAUGAGACGGAUGCCAUCCAAAAAACCGAGGAACUUGAAGAGGCCAAGAAGAAGCUUGUGACUCGUCUACAGGAGGCUGAGGAGAGCGUGGAGGCGUCCAGCGCCAAGUGCUCGUCCCUGGAGAAGACCAAGCACCGACUGCAGACGGAGAUGGAGGACCUAGUGGUGGACCUGGAGCGCGCCAGCGCUGCUGCAGCUGCCCUGGACAAGAAGCAGCGCAACUUCGACAAGGUGCUGGCCGAGUGGCGUCAGAAAUGCGAGGAGUGCCAGGCGGAGCUGGAGGCUUCGCAGAAGGAGGCGCGCAGCCUGAGCACCGAGCUCUUCAAGCUCAAGAACUCCUACGAGGAGGCGCUCGACCACCUGGAGACCGUCAAACGGGAGAACAAGAAUCUCCAGGAGGAGAUCUCUGAUCUGUCUGACCAGAUCAGCCAGGGAGGCAAGACCAUCCAGGAGCUGGAGAAGAUCAAGAAAGGCCUGGACCAGGAGAAGAGUGAGAUCCAGGCUUCCCUGGAGGAGGCUGAGGCGACUCUGGAACAUGAGGAGAGUAAAACCCUCCGCAUCCAGUUGGAGCUCAACCAAGUUAAAGCUGAUGUUGACAAGAAACUGGCUGAGAAGGAUGAGGAAAUUGACAACCUUCGUCGCAAUCACCAGCGUGCUCUGGACUCCAUGCAAGCCACCCUGGACGCAGAGGCCAAGUCUAGCAACGAGGCAGUUCGGCUGAAAAAGAAGAUGGAGUGCGACCUGAAUGAGAUGGAGGUGCAGCUGAACCAUGCCAACCGCUCAGCCGCGGAGUCCCAGAAGACCGCCCACAACCUGCAGGCCCAGAUUAAGGAUGUGCAGAUGGAGCUGGAUGAGACCAUUCACCAGAAUGAGGAGCUGAAGGAGCAGACGGCAGUCUAACGGACUAACCGGAACAACCUGCUGGUGGCCGAGGUGGAGGAGCUCCGCGCGCUGCAGGAGCAGAACGAUCGCGCCCGCAAGCUGGCCGAGCACGAGCUGGUGGAGACCUCUGAGAGGGUCAACCUGCUGCACUCACAGAACAUGUCCCUGCUGAACCAGAAGAAGAAGCUGGAGGCUGACUUGUCUGCGCUGUCUGGAGAGGUGGACGACGUCCAGCAGGAGUGUCGUAACGCAGAGGAGAAGGCCAAGAAGGCCAUCACUGAUGCGGCCAUGAUGGCUGAGGAGCUGAAGAAGGAGCAGGACACCAGCGCUCACCUGGAGCGAAUGAACCUGCAGAUGCGUCUGGACGAGGCUGAGCAGAUCGCCCUCAAAGGGGGCAAAAAGCAGAUCCAGAAGCUGGAGAGCCGGGUCAAAGACCUGGAGAGCGAGCUAGAGCUGGAGCAGAAGAAAAGCAAUGAGUUCCAGAAGGGAUUCCGCAAAUAUGAGAGGAGGAUCAAGGAGCUCACUUACCAAACGGAGGACGACCGGAAGAAUCAGGCCCGUAUGCAGGUGCUCAUAGACAAGCUACAGGCCAAAGUCAAGACCUAUAAGAGACAGGCCGAGGAGGCGGAAGAGCAGGCCAACUCCAACCUGACCAAGUUCAGGAAGAUCCAGCAUGAGCUGGAUGAUGCAGAGGAGAGAGCGGACAUGGCUGAGUCACAGGCCAACAAACUGCGCAUUCGCACCCGUGACCAAGGGGGGAAGCCUCCACUUACACAAUGAGGAGGGACCACCCCAUAACAUCCCACUUACAGUCAAGCUGCUGCAACAGAUGGUUUGAUUGUGUGAUGGCAAAUUCAUUAAACGCUUGGAAAGAAACAUAUG